UUCAUUCCCAGCUUGCAGGAGCUGACAUAGGUAGCUAGCCCCUGAAGAGGUGGAUCAUGGCAAAGCGUAACGAGCUGUCUCUCUUGGUGCUCGUGGCCAUGGCCGUUGUCGUCUUCCUCUCCGUGCAGGUGAAGUCGGAGGUGGCUGCCGGCAGCUACACCACAGAGAUGCAGGAAGCUGUGAGGAAUGAAGUGAAGGCCUUCCCCGACCUCCGUCCCGGCCUUAUCCGGCUCUUGUUCCACGACUGCUUUGUCAAUGGUUGCGAUGGAUCCGUGCUGCUGGAGACCUCGCGCAUCAACGGCACCGAUGGGAAGACGGAGAUGACGUCGGCCUUCAACGGCGGCCUCCGUGGCUUAGAGGUGAUCCAGAACAUCAAGAAGAACCUCGGGACCAAAUACAACAUCACCUGCACCGACGCCGUCAUCUACGCGGCGCGCGAGGCGGUCUACCUGCUGAGCAAGGGCAAAAUCGCCUACAACGUCACCGGACCGGGCCGCAUGGACGGCGUCAUCUCCAGAUCAGAGGACCCGGCAAAAUUCCUUCCAACCCCCAGCUUCACCUUCGACCAGCUCAAAGAAAGCUUCCGGAACAAGAGCUUGAGCACGGACGAUGUCAUCGCCCUCUCCGGCGCGCACGCGAUAGGCGUCGCUCACAGAAUGUUCGUCGACGUCAAUACUCUUGAUACCCCCGUAUCGUACCAAAAGGCCGUCGCGGUCGAACUGAGUAAUGGUACGGACGUGAUCAAGAACAACGUCCGCGACUUCGGCGCGGCCUCCGGUUACAUGGACAACAACAAGGAGAGAAUGGAGGCGAAGGGCGUCCUGGACAACAGCUUCUACAACGCCAUCAGCCAGAAGAUGGCGCUUUUCCCAUCCGACAGGGUGCUGUGGGAGGGCGCCAAGGCCAAGGUGACCGGCUAUAAGGAUAAAGCCGACACGUGGUACAUAGAGUUCGGCAACUCCAUGGAAAAGCUCAGCAAGCUCCCCGCCACGAGCGACCCUUCCAAGAUCGAGAUCAGGGAGGUGUGCAGUAAGACCAACUAGAGGCGCCACGACUAGACGCUCCUCGCCAAAAUUUGGAACGAGACAAAACAUGCUCGCGUUUAUUCAUUAUAUAUUUAUUGAUUAUUAUUUAUA
Molecule: messenger RNA, 1136 nt
Organism: Triticum aestivum (bread wheat)
Lineage: Eukaryota; Viridiplantae; Streptophyta; Magnoliopsida; Poales; Poaceae
Product: peroxidase 47
Exons: 2
Coding region: 57-1043 (328 amino acids)
Biological process (GO): response to oxidative stress
Molecular function (GO): heme binding; peroxidase activity
Source: RefSeq, a predicted model, not a curated record